AUGCCUGACACAUCCUCCAGGACUCACAUGCCUGACACAUCCUCCAGGACUCACCUGCCUGACACAUCCUCCAGGACUCACCUGCCUGACACAUCCUCCAGGACUCACAUGCCUGACACAUCCUCCAGGACUCACAUGCUCGACACAUCCUUCAGGACUCACCUGCCUGACACAUCCUCCAGGACUCACAUGCUUGACACAUCCUCCAGGACUCACAUGCCUGACACAUCCUCCAGGACUCACCUGCCUGACACAUCCUCCAGGACUCACAUGCUUGACACAUCCUCCAGGACUCACAUGCCUGACACAUCCUCCAGGACUCACCUGCCUGACACAUCCUCCAGGACUCACAUGCUUGACACAUCCUCCAGGACUCACAUGCCUGACACAUCCUUCAGGACUCACCUGCCUGACACAUCCUCCAGGACUCACCUGCCUGACACAUCCUCCAGGACUCACAUGCCUGACACAUCCUCCAGGACUCACAUGCUUGACACAUCCUCCAGGACUCACAUGCCUGACACAUCCUUCAGGACUCACCUGCCUGACACAUCCUCCAGGACUCACCUGCCUGACUCACCUAGGCAAGGAAGUGAAUGA
Messenger RNA from Procambarus clarkii (red swamp crayfish), 600 nucleotides. RefSeq lists its product as uncharacterized. The record is from RefSeq and is a predicted model, not a curated record. NCBI's taxonomy places the organism in Eukaryota, Metazoa, Arthropoda, Malacostraca, Decapoda, Cambaridae.